AUGACGACUCCAACUCCUCGAGAAACCACAGCCGUCCGUGGGUACGGGGGAGGCGGCGGCGGCGGCGGCGGCGCCUGCUACAAGUGCGGUGAGGCUGGGCAUAUGGCUAGGGAUUGCUCCCAGGGCGGCGGUGGUGGAGGAAGGUACGGCGGCGGAGGCGGCGGUGGCGGUUGCUACAGCUGUGGCGAGGAUGGGCAUUUUGCUCGCGACUGCCCUUCAUCGAAUCGUUGA
Messenger RNA from Striga hermonthica, 231 nucleotides. The record is from the annotation of a GenBank genome assembly. Lineage: Eukaryota; Viridiplantae; Streptophyta; Magnoliopsida; Lamiales; Orobanchaceae.